GACCGGCUAAAAUUAAACCCGAACCAAACCCAAAUCGGAUCGGAUUUCAAAAUACUCAAACCCGACCGGUUGCCAUUGGUAGUUGGAGACGGUGGUGACGAAGACACCAAUUUCACCUCCCCUACAUGGGUCAUGGGUGUGGUAUUUCGCAGGCAAUAAAUGCGAGUGGAGGAAGGGAAGAAGAUAUGGGCAUAUGGAUGCAAUUCACAAUUUGACUACUUCACCUGCACCCAUUCAUUGGUGUGCAACACACAGAGAGAGACACUGUAGUAGUGUGUACCAACCAGUGUAAAAAUGGCGACUCUUUCCCUUUCAAGUUACUAUUCGCCAUGCUCCUCUCUUUACAAAAGAAAUAACUAUAUUUCUUCCAAGUAUUCCCAUGGACCUCACCCCUUUAACCGAUCCACCCUUUCUCGUUCAUCUUCUCAACCCGUUUCGCAGCUAAACUACGGGUCUCUCAGCAGCUUUAAGUACAAUCCCCUCGGUGUUGCAAUUGAUCUGAAGGGUGGGAUGAAGAAGAGACUGAGAAGUGGUGUGGUUUGUCACUACUCUACUGCUUUCGCUCCCCGAAAUCUCCAAUGGGUCUCUACUAUCUCAUCUGUGGUUUUGAUGCUUGCGAGGGGAACUUCUAUUCACAAAUCUUUUCUUGUUCCUUUAUUUGUUUUACAAGCUCCUUUAACUCUUAUCUCCUGGACCAAGGGCGAGUACGGCAUUUGGACAGCAUUCUUGGCACUUCUUGUUCGCCUUUUCUUCUUCUUUCCUGGUGAACUCGAACUUCCAUUAAUUGCAUUACUCAUGGUGAUUGUGUCCCCUUAUCAAGUUUCAAGCUUAAGGGGGACAAAGGAGGGCAUUAUUCUUUCCCUGGUGAUAUCAGCUUAUCUUGCUUUCCAGCACUUCUCACGUGCAGGAAGCUUGAAAACAGCAUUUGACCAAGGAGCUAAAGCCCGUACAAAGGUGAAAGAUACAACAAUUGCCUCUUGGUUGAGGCCAUAAGCUUUGAAGCAUCACAAUUGCUCCCUCUGCCUCUAAAGAGUUUGUAAUGUGUGGAGGCACUAAAUAAAUCGGUGUCUUCUUGCAUCUUCAAUGAGCAAAUCCUCUCUUCAUUUAUUCCAACUUUAUAUUUAGAUAUGAGUUGCGAUGAAUGAGAGAAAAGAAAACAUGACUAGUAUUAGGUUUCUUGAGAAGAGGUGCGCCGAGUUAGGGGAAUCCGUUGGUGCUCCAUAAUCUGUUGGUUCUGGAACUGUUGGUUCGCCCGGUGGGUUUUGGGUGCUGCCGACAGGCGUAGGCGGGCUGCAUUGGAUAAAUUCAAAUCAUUCCAUCCAUGUGGUAGCCCCCAAAUGACAAAAAAACUUUUGUGAGACCAUCUCAUGCUAAGACAAUGGUACCCCUCCGUCCCAAAUUAUGAGUCUCAAUUGUUUUUUGCAUGCAUAUUAACAUAUUAAGAAGAUAUCCGAGUAAGUGAUGUUGGGUUGAUUUUCCCAGUUUACCUUAUAAAGAGUGGGUAACUUUGAUAAAAUGUUGUGCAAGUAGCUCGAAAUGUGAAAUAAGGGUGAAGUAGUACAUUCAAGUUAGUGGAGUUCAAUAAGAUAAGUAGACAUAC
Messenger RNA from Cuscuta campestris, 1600 nucleotides. The record is from the annotation of a GenBank genome assembly. NCBI's taxonomy places the organism in Eukaryota, Viridiplantae, Streptophyta, Magnoliopsida, Solanales, Convolvulaceae.